UUUCGGAGAUGUCUGCUCCCGCUGGCGGGGCGCUCCAUGUUCGGUACACCGAGAGAGAACCCAUGUUUUAAAAACCCGAUAGUUUUCCCCUAUGAGUGGAGGGAAAACACAGAUAUUAAGCCAGUGCUGGCUGUGGAAGAACAGGAGCUCUGUGUGUCAUUGAUUAUACAUGGAACCUCCUCAGGAGUCAGAUGAUCACGUCAGACUUCAGCAUCUAUAACAUGGUUCAAGAAAUGAGAACCCAGAGGCCAUCUGUAGUUCAAACCAAGGAACAGUAUCUGCUCGUCUACAGAACUAUCAGGGAACUGUUUUGGAGGUAUUUGCAAACUAUGGAGACACAAAGCUGCAACACAGAGGUGACGAUGCUUCAAUCAGCUGUUGCUGCCACAAGUGAAAAUGAUCUCUCUGACGAGAGCGAGGAGCUCGACUUAACCCCACAGCAUCAACUCCUGCUUGAAGAAGAGGGGGGUUAUUUCCAACAAUACAAUUAUCCUUUGGCUCAGGCUUCAGAAAAUAAAACUACCUAUAAAUAUGGAGACUUACAGUGGGUCCAGCAACAACACAACCCAUCCCACGCCAUACCAGAGGCUGUGAAUGCUACGCAGGACUUACAUGAGAGAGCGACCAACUCUCCUAAACCUCUACAUACCAGCCCUGCUGCGCUUACGAGUGAGAGCAUACCAGACAAAGACGACACCUCUGUACUGAAUUCUUCAUCUUCACCUGCUGUGCCUGAGGCUGUGUGUCUGAUGGUGGAAGACCCCUAUUUUGACACUCCUUUGAGCUCCCCUUCAUCCGAAGAGGCUCUAGUGGACGAAGGACAAGACUCCAAAUGGACAUGCAGCCCGCUCUUCAGCGCACCUUCUUUUCUCUUGAACGACCAGAACAUGGAACCCAGCUCUCCAACCUCAGCUCCAGCCGAUGAUGAGGCGCCUCCACCGUUGCCCGAACGAACCCCUGAAUCUUACUUCCUGGCUGAGGAGGAAGAGCUGCCAGAUCCAUGUGAAAGGUUGUCGGUUAUCUUUCCACCAAACGCUGCUGCUGAACCAAUAGGGGAGCAGACAGGAAGCCCCCCGUCACCUGCCCCACCGCUACCAGAGAGAACCCCAGAAUCAUUUGAAUUAGCCUCGGAUCCAGUUCCUGUCAAACCUCAGGCAAGGGUGCCACUGGGAGUGAACCUGGGCGUAAUAGGACUGUCUUCAGAAUGGUCGGGAACUUUGACUCCAGAAGAUGCAAUUCAACAGGAAAAAACAUUUGUGAGAAGUAAGAGCCUCAGAGCAAAAAUGACUCUCUCAGCUCCAACUUCAGUAAUGCAACUUGAUCAAACAAAUUUCCACAAUUCCAGUCCACCUCCGGUCCCUAUGACUCCACCACCUCUUCCUCGCACUGAGGACAGUCUGGCAUCACCUGUUGCUAAAAGAGUCCCAGAGUCCUUCCCCUUCCCUGCAGAAACGACUCAUGACAGAAAUAUGCAGCGCCCUCUUUCCAUGGGGUCAGCACAGCCGCUUCCAAGGGUGGGAAUGUCAUCAGAGUGGGAUGGCAGCUCCCAGCCCAAGAAGUUCCUGGAUGCUGUCAUGAACCGGAGCAAGAGUGUUCGUGCUAAAAGCUCACGUUCAGAGCCCCUCAGUGCAUUUCCGCAGCUCACUCCUCUUCCUGUGGUCGCAGCUGAAGGAGGAAGUGCGCAAGUGGAACAACAGAAUAUAAACCACAGGCCCACCCCAAACAGUGACAGAUCAGGAAGCAAAGCAGACAAAAGCAGUGAAAAGAGCAUGUUGAGAACAAAGAGCCUGAAACUUUUUAGGCAUAAACCAAAACCUAAAACAGCCCCUCCACCGCCUCCAACUCAGGCUGGAGCUACAGCCACCUCACAUAGUAGCUCAUUUACUGUGUUUAAAUUUGGAUUUGGGAACCGUUUUGGAAAGCCAAAAGGUCCUCGGAGCUAUCCGGAGACCUGGAUCUGAAGAGACUUGGCCUCAAAAUGAUACACUGCACUACUCAGUGACUUUGGGACAGAAGCAGGUUUAUUACAAAUUUGUCAAGAAAACAUCCGACACAGCAGAAGAAGAGCAAAGAAAAGCUGAAACAGGAGUUUCUGUGCAGCUGCACCUCCCAUCAGGAAACACGCAGGAAGGGCCCAGUCUUUGUGCAAUUUAUAAAGUAAAGCAAAUAUUUAACUGCUGAACAGUGCCUUCUAUAAAACGAAAAGCAACAUCGACGCAAGUGGGACUUUAAAUAUUCGAAUAUGAGAAACCGCUUGGAGUGAGUUUCUGUUUUAUUUUGUGCUCAAGGCGAAGCUGUUGUGUUGUGGGUUAGGACUAAAUUUAAAUGUGCAUGUGUGUGAUGAUUGUGAUCGCAUGUAUGCUUUCAGCGUGAAACAAGAAAACGGGUAUAACGAAUCCUCACGAGCGCGACACUUUGUCUUUCAACCAGAGCGGACUUCGCAUCGUUCACUGCUUCUUUGCCGUGGUAUUUAAAAGCGAUGUGAUGAAACGGAUAUCCUGAUAAAUAUUGAAUGUCAUGCAUAUGGAUAUGCUGCAACUGAACAUUUAUUUAUUAAAAAAUAUGUCUUUGCAUUCAAAUUAUUGAAUUAUUUUACAAUGGUGAACAAUGUAUGCUUCCUGUAUCUUUCUGUCUGUGAUUUAUGAUGCCAACAAGUUAGGGAAAAGAAACAAAAUCUAAAAAUCUUCAAGAAAGAAGAGCUACAAGAAGUCAAAUAUGGAAGGCAUAAUAACAUAGCAAAAAAUCUAUUCUGUGAUUUAGGAAAGCCAAACUAUUACGUGUAAAGUAUUUGCUACCAGGUACUUAUUUCCCAUUUCAGUCAUCAAAAAAAUAGAAGCCUUCAGUGUUAAGUUAGUCUAAUCAUGCAAAAGGCACUAGGUAGCACAACGUCACUUCCUUCCUUCUAAACUUCAUUCUGAAAACAAGAAACUGAAGGCCUCAAUCUCCAUCCAACGUCUGGACGCUUUGGAACAUCAUUUCUAGCCUUCAUCCUAUACAUUCUUUCUAAAACUACCUAAAGUCAUCACCUUACGAAGGAUUUUGAUGAAAAAAACAAAACAAUAAAACCAUCACAACAGUCACAUGAUCUCAGCUAUCACAACGACAUAUUACGCUCCAUUUUCAUUCUAAACAUGAAAAACGACUCACUAUUAUUGCCAAGUGCAACUUUUGCAGUUCCUUUGUGAUUAAAAGAUGCUCGAGAUACCGGAUCAGAAAGCAGAAUCUGCAGAAAAUAAAUAUAUAAAAAAAAAAGGUACAAACAAUCAAACAAGUUCACAUAUAAAACAAAGUUUGAAUUAUGACUUUAUAAAUACAAACUCAUAGCUGGCAAAAAAGAUUUAAGUGCUUUAAGUUUACUAACAUAAUUGCAUGAUGCUUUUAAAGGGGGAAAUUAGUCCACUUCAAAGCGGCUUCAGACGGCCUUCGGGAUCUCAGAAAAAGUCAUUUCAGUUUAAAGGCAGACUGGAUACUCACCCACAAGAAUCAAAUGAGAAAAUGUGGAACUUCAUUUUAAACUUGAGAAUCCUGCACGUCCUCUGCCAUGUACAGCGCUGCUGUGGAGGAUCAUACCUGGGUAAACACUUCCUCCUUUUUUAGUCGCAACAAAGAAAUUAAUUCAUGAACCUGAUGAGACAUUGUUCGUGCUUCCUCUUCUCUCAAAACAAUUUUCCCAAACAUAUUGAAUUGCAGACAACAGAAAACCUUAAUCUUCCCACAGGCGCUCAGCAACAAGUUAACGUGCAAUUUGGAGGUGUGGACAUUUCUUAGCAGCUUUUCUCAUACUAAUCUUUACAUGGAUACAGACUAGUCAUCACAUGUUUAUAUGUCUUAGUGUGAAGAACAUGGUGAGAUCCUUUUUUCUUUUGUUGAAGCCAGAGUGGCGUCAGAAUGCCAAGCACAUAUCUGCUGUGGUGUUGAUGGUGUUGUAAGACGUUAAUUUAUUUGUGUAAUGCCUGCUCUGUGUGGCCAGGGUUGGGCUGGCUUGUGGUCAGUCCUGCUACAAAUUCUUGGUUCAGUGACCAAGCACACCAGCGAGGGCCAUGAUGUGAAUUUGUGUCUCACACCAUGGAUAUGCUACUACUGUUGCCAUCAGGCUGCCAGUUCCCAGAUAUGCUGCCACCCUGAUAAUAAGUUACAACAGUCACACCACUGAAGUUUUGCACAUGGAGGGAGGAGAGUGCUUUAAGCAUUACUGGAUUCUCUGAAGAAUUGACAUCCAGUUUCUGGGGGAUUUUCAAUCUCACUUUGACAUAAAGUGACCCCAACCAAGCCAAAUUAACACCCUGCCCCCGCUGCGCUGAGCUCACUGCACACAGCUGCCCAUGUCUCCAAAUCAAUCGAAUAAAAAUACAUAAUCCCGGGCUUAAAGUGAUCGUCAUAAGAUUCAGAGGUCAAACAUGAUAACAUGGCAGGUUCAUGCAGCUGAAGAACGUCUGUUAAUGAUAAAGAACACAUCCAGGUUAAUGGGUGAAUUGGUUUCCGAGAAACAACUUCACCGUGAAA
Molecule: messenger RNA, 4503 nt
Organism: Poecilia reticulata (guppy)
Lineage: Eukaryota; Metazoa; Chordata; Actinopteri; Cyprinodontiformes; Poeciliidae
Source: RefSeq, a predicted model, not a curated record